CAAUUCUAUAUGUCAUUAUGGAAGAAAAUUAUUUUGCCUUCACAUGGAAAAUAAACUGCUUUAAUGAACUCGUUGUUCGACACCCGAACGGAAGUUUUUUCUAUAGUGAUAGGUUUUGGUCACCGAGAGGACAAGGUGGAAAGUCAAUUAACAUCAAUGUCGUAAAUGAACAAAACAGUUCUCAUAACAAUACCGGAUAUUUAUGGCGGUUAAAAAUGUUCCCUAAUGGUGUAGAUAAAAAAUCGAAUGACUAUAUUUCUUUAUAUCUUGAAGCAAUACAAACUCAUUACGAAAAACAAAAUAACAUAACAGGAAGGCAAAAAAAGUUUCGACUAGCGCUUUAUCGAGUCGAUUCGAAUUUGCAAACAACAAAACAAAAACCUUCACUUGUAAUAGAUCGUCAUACUUUAGAGACGAAAUUUGAGUUCAAUGGAGUAAAUGCAGAUUAUGGAUUCGCAAGAAUAAUUGCUCUUAAAGAAUUAUUCCCUAGCGAUAAUACGCCCGAAAUAGACUUAUUGGUUCGAACUCAAAUUUUUGAAGACACUAUGACUUCUGGGGAAGGUCCAAGUUCAAUGGUCAUUGUAAAUAAUAUUUCACUUAUGCCUUUUGAAAGAUACUUUGGAGAAGAAAGAUUUUGUGAUGUUGAAUUUAUAUUUGAUUGUGGUUCAAGUAUGAAAGCUCAUAGAGUUAUUCUUGCUGCACGAUCAACAUAUUUUGAGAGUAUGUUGGGAGGUGAAUGGUUAGAGGGACAUAUGAAAACUGUUACUAUUAAAGAUAUGCCAUUUGAUGCGUUUAGAUGUAUUGUCCAUCACCUUUACACUGGAAAACUCGAAGAAGGAUUAACGUUUGAACUUUUAAGAGAUAUAUAUUCUAAAGCUGAUAUGCUUAGAGUAGAACAACUUAGCCAAAUGGCCGCUGAAAGGAUGGUUAAUUUAAUGAAUCAUGAAAAUUGGGAUCAAAUUUUAAUGUUAGGCUGGAAAUAUUUUGAUGAUCGAUUAAAAGACGCAGGUCAAGAAUUUGCUGUAAAACAUUGGAUUGAAAUAAAAGAUACCGACAAUAUGAAACAAGUAAUGGCAAGCGGCCACGUUGAUCGUAUUGUAGAAUUGGUUUUACAAAGUUUUUUUACACCAAAUAAUGCGAGGAUAGAAUUAUAAUUCUUCCUAUUCGUUAAAAUGUUACGACAACGAGAGAAUAAUACCUUCUAUUUAGCAGUGAUUCAGUGAUCUUUUUAGUAAGGCAAAAUUUGGAUAAAUAAGAAUUGAUACCAAUCCCUUUAUGAUAUGCAAAAAAAAAAAAUAUUAACAAAUAAAAAAAAAAAUAUGAAAAUAAUUAAUAAUAAGUAAUUACUUUCUUUAAAGGAUUGAACUUCUACUGUAUAUUGUAUAAUUCAAUAAAAAAUAUUUUAAAAACA
Rhizophagus irregularis DAOM 181602=DAOM 197198 is the source of this 1411-nucleotide messenger RNA. RefSeq lists its product as uncharacterized. NCBI's taxonomy places the organism in Eukaryota, Fungi, Glomeromycota, Glomeromycetes, Glomerales, Glomeraceae. Gene Ontology annotation, cellular component: cytoplasm. The record is from RefSeq and is a predicted model, not a curated record. Gene Ontology annotation, molecular function: ubiquitin protein ligase binding. Gene Ontology annotation, biological process: regulation of proteolysis; proteasome-mediated ubiquitin-dependent protein catabolic process.